This is a messenger RNA of Cylindrotheca closterium, 726 nucleotides long. NCBI's taxonomy places the organism in Eukaryota, Bacillariophyta, Bacillariophyceae, Bacillariales, Bacillariaceae. The record is from the annotation of a GenBank genome assembly.
AUGGAUACGACAAGUCAAGAAGAGAAGGGAAAAGCAGAGUUCAAGAAAACCUGCGAUGGGUAUAUCAACCAGGGAUUGCAAAGUAAUCCGACGAUACAAUUUUUGAUUCAGAACCUAGUAGAUAUGGGGUGUCCUCCCCCUGCUGGCUUUAUGAGGUGUUUGGAUUGCGAAGGAAAGCCUGUCUCGGGUGGUUUUGGUAUGUUGCAAGAAGAUUCCAUGGAAAAGUCAUCAUCAUCAUCAUUAAAAGGAGAACGAAGUAAUUUUCGGGACAAGCCAGAUUGUACUCGGCCACGACAGGAUAUAUUAGAUCAAUUCCAGCGAGAAAAGGAUGGCAAAUCCAAACUGUCCUUGCGACCUGAAAUCUAUAUCUGCCAAGAACACGUCGCAGGCCCACAACAUGCCAAUACCAUUUUGGCACAUGAAUUGAUUCAUGCCAUUGAUAUGUGUCGGAGCAAGAUGGAUCCUUUGCACAACUGUAUGCACUUGGCUUGUACAGAGAUCCGAGCGGAGAAUCUAAGUGGUGAAUGCAACAUGUCGUGGGAAUUCAUGAGAGGGAAACUGGACGGCUGGCUAGGACAUGGGCAAAAGUGUGUGCGAAGAAGAGCCAUCGAUUCUGUCCGAGCCAACCCCAAUUGUACCAAAAAUGCUGCCGCCUAUGUAGAUGCCGCAAUGGAACGAUGCUACAAGGAUACCUUUCCAUUUGAACGACACCCGAAUCAAGCGUAG